CCGACCUUGGGCAGUCAUGCGAAGCACCAAUUGAUCUGCAGGUUUUGGGGUGCACUUGACACCAUCAUUAGAAUUUCUAUCAAAGCAAAUCCAUCUGUCGACACUGAGUCUUGACACCGUUCAUCAUUCUUCAUACAUUGUGGUGUUACCGAAGAUACCAGAUAAUCUCGCAAGCACAAUGUCUGAAGGACAUGUAUUUCAGAAAGGAGACUGUGUUCAGUGUAAUGAAGACUGGACGUACACAUCAUUAACGGCUGCUUUGCAUCACCUCCACUCAGCCCACACGAACUGUCCUUUGGAGGCAUCGACCAACAACAUCUUCGAAGAUCCAUGCACUGCUUUUAUCAAAGAAAGCUCUUCUCAAACAGAGACCUUCACGAACAACGAAACCACGUCUGCUUGCCACAGCUUUUAUACCUCUAUCAACAGCAUCAACAAAAAAGUUCAGAACAUUCACUGUUCGGUGAGUGGCACCUCGGACGAGAAUGGAACAAGAAAUCUCCGACCCCAUCUAUUAACCAACUUGGUCCAUGCUUUUGAGGAGAUUGUUGCCAAAUUUGUUGUGGCAGGCAGGUUCUUGAAACAGAAGAAUCUAGCUCGUCUCCAGAUACCGGAUGAUCGAGAUGGAGUGGCACUGGUUCCGCUCAAUGCUCUUGAAGCCUGGGAGAAAGAGAUUGACGACAAAAUCACCGAGCUCUUAAACUUAGCGAGGCGAGACGUCAUCAUUCUCGGCACCAGCAAGCGCGAUAUUGACAGGCUCAUCAUUGCUCCAGUUGGUCCGGAGUGUCUACUCGCUACAAUCAUCGCCAAUGUCGAGAAUAACACCAUGCUGCAGGGAAAUCACCGGAGAGUAGAUAUCAUAAGGUACUACAGAAAAUUGACGGCUAGGCUUCGAUUCGGAGCUAUCUCAGAUCCGAAGAGGAAGCGAUUUCUGGAAAUUUCGGCUCUGGAAGAAGAGCUCGAGGCGCUCCGCGCAUUGGUCCAUGUGCAGAGACGGCUGACAAUAGCAUACCGAAAUAUUCUGGACCCUGCUGGCUUCGACUCUAUUCAAACGGACUGGAGCUACCUCAAAGAUCGGCAUGCCAUGUUUCGCCUGGAGAGAACUCUUCUCAACUCACAAAAUCAAAAGCUUGCUGAAGAUGACGAUACACUGCGCCGGUUACAAAUGAUUGCAAGCGGGGUGAGGAACAGUCUGAAGCAGAACAUUGAGAUUCUCGAAGAGGGACAUGGGAAGGCAAUUCGAGUAUUCACUAUUGUCACGCUAUUUUUCCUCCCUUUGUCUUUUGUCACGAGCUUCUUCGGCAUGAACACGAAAGACGUGAGAGACAUCGACUGGGAUCAAAAAUUGUUUUGGAUGUCAGCAUUGCCGGUGACAAUUGGAGUGAUGGCCACGGCAUUCGUCUAUGGGUACAAGUGGGAUUCUGUUGCGAGCUACCUUAGUGUCAUCUUUCCAACCCAAAAGGCGGUUUCCCCGCGGCAUAUCUCCAGGGAUGAUAUGAUGCCGUUGAUGGAAGACAAGGUUGAAGACAGGACAUCACAUAACUCGCCGGCUGGGGAAACGCCCCGAUCGAGGUGGCCCGAGAGGUUAUCACAUAGGAUCACACGUCGACAGGGUAAAACUGGACGGGGGAUUCCGCGACGGCAGACGGGGGAUAGCCUUUUGAUCUAGCACUUUCCAGUAUUGAGUUCAUCUCACUUCAAUCUCAUGUACGCGGUCACCAGUCUAUCACUGUGAUGGUAGUAUCAGUCAGAAAUUAAUGAUAUUGAGCUUCCUGUUUUCCACAGUGAAUCUCCACCCACACU
Molecule: messenger RNA, 1803 nt
Organism: Colletotrichum godetiae
Lineage: Eukaryota; Fungi; Ascomycota; Sordariomycetes; Glomerellales; Glomerellaceae
Exons: 3
Coding region: 179-1669 (496 amino acids)
Biological process (GO): metal ion transport; transmembrane transport
Cellular component (GO): membrane
Molecular function (GO): metal ion transmembrane transporter activity
Source: RefSeq, a predicted model, not a curated record